GUGACGUUUUAUUUUGUGAAACAGCAUGUUUUUUUUUUAAGUCUGUUUAUCAUUAGUCUGAGUUUAUGUGAGCUUCCACCUUCCAAGUCCCUGUGAAUGAGACGUUACUAUAGAAACGAGAAGUUAUAAGAGCGAGCGGAUUGAUAUCAACCUGUGAUCCGUGCUCCAGCCGGAACUCCUUUCCGAGUCGUGCUGCUGAUGAAAAGAAUGCACACCUUUCACCCAGUCAAAUUUGAGAAUUUAAACAGGUGGUAUUAUAAACUAAUUGACAUCCUUCCUUCUUUUCCAGCUGCGUCCCCGAGUGUGUAGUCCGGUUUUUAUUGCACUGUUGAUGAAUGUUGUGUAUCACAGUUUAUCCAGUCCACAUCAGUGAGGUGAAUUUACUCUCAGAGUCUCAGACUCCGGAGCUGCAGAGUGUCACAGCAGCGCAGUUCAUUAGCCUGCUUUAUGAUGCUGGGAUCAGACGACAGGAUAUUUUUAUCUUUCACGAUGGUCACCAAGUCAGAUCAGAUGAUCAUAGUGCCAGAAAUUUUUGCCGUGUUUUGGUCGGGAGACUGGAAACACAAGUUUAAUGUCGACCAAUCAUCGCUCAUGGCCUCACGUGUCAUCGAGGAGGAGGGUCAAGAAACUGUCAAUCAUGGCAACAGAAGCAAUGUCAAGAAAUACAUUUGUCAGAGACAAGAAAAUACAAAUAAUUCUGACAUGCUAGACUUUUCUUUGGGGUGUCAUGGGGCGUCCCAGACACCACAUCACUGUUCCACGAUUAUAUCACUUCACAAAGCCUGUUUGUCAUUUCCAACGUUCAUGUUCAGGCUCAAUGCUGGGAAUUUUUCAGCCACAACAAAAUCAUGUCAAAAUCAGGCUGAAUUCAUGUUGUCUGAUCCUGGCAUUACUGACUGAGACCUUUCACAGUCCAAGUAUAAGAAAAGAGAAAACACACAUCUCUCUGUUGGCUCUCGAACCUGAGAUCAUCGCUCCUGCUCUGAGAACACUGUCCUGAUUGUUCAAGGAAGUGACAUCAUUCAUUUGAUAACCAAUUCACCAAGUUCACAUCACUGAUUAAAUCCCAGAGAGGAAUUCCAGACCAGCUCAUGACCCUGCUGGCAACGAUCCAAACACACACACACCCCACCCUUCCUGCUGAUAUUUCACAUCCAGCUCCUGGAAAAGAAAAUAAACCUGCUAAAAGUUGAUAAUGUUAGGAAAACUUGAAACAGGACAGAAACAAGAAGCAGAGAUCAAUACUAUGGGGAGGAUUCCAGAGUCUAGAGGCUGUGCCACUAAAGUAUUGGCACCCACACUCUCGCACACUGCCAGUAAUCUAAUGGAGAUCGGAUGUAAAGCAGCUGAAAUCUGGAUCGCCAGUAUGUCUCGCUGGGAGCUGAUUGAGCUGCAGGACCUCUCCCCCAGGGACAGGAUCGAGUUAGCACCCGCUGGUGCACCUGUGGGCCCCCAGAAGCCCCCAGAGCGGCUGAUCCCAGGUCACACGGUGCAUCUGGUUGGAGACACGGUGCAGUUUGAUGUUUCGUUCUGGAAGACGUUCAGACGGGGGGAAGGUCACAACUUCCUGGCAUGCAGUCACACACAUCUCUCCUGGUGUGACUUGUGUGGGGGAUUCAUCUGGGGCCUUUACAAACAGAGCCUGCGCUGCAUCAACUGCAGGUACACGUGUCACUCCCGCUGUCGGCCCCUGAUACAGCUGGACUGUGAAGCUGUACUUGCACACUCGGAUUGUGGUGAGGACAUCGAGACAGACACGGACGUGGACACUGUGAUUGACUGGAGGAAACAGCAGCAGCUCUCUGUCACUGAACUCCAACACAAAGUAAAAGAAUACAACGCGCAGAUCAACAGCAACCUCUACAUGAGUUUGAACAGGGAUGGCUCAUAUACGGGUUUCAUUAAGGUCCGGUUCCAGCUGGCUCGGCCCGUCUCUCUUCCUCCCGCUCAGAGACUGUCCUCAUCUUCAUCUUCUUCUUCCUCUUUCUGCUCCUCAUUUUCCUCCUCGUCCUCACACGGCCUCUGCACAUCAUUCUACCUGCCCCGGGACACGUCCAAGCAGCUGCACAUCAGCUCGCACACCCAGGUCCGAGAGGUGAUCGAAGCUCUGCUCAACAAAUUCACAGUGGUGGACAAUCCGGCCAAAUUCGCUCUGUUUGAACGCAGCGAGAGGAGCUGUCAGGUGUAUGUGAGGAAGUUGUGUGAUGACGAGCGUCCACUCUUCCUGCGUCUGUGUGCAGGCCCCAGUGAGAGCAUGCUCAGCUUCAUACUCAGAGAGAACGAGACAGGAGAGGUGAACUGGGACGCGUUCAGUCUUCCCGAGCUCAGUAACUUCCUGCGGAUCCUGCAAAGGGAGGAGGAGGAGCAUGUCCGGCAGAUCGUCCAGCGCUACUCAGUGGCACGGGAAAAACUGAAAGAGGCUCUGAGGAGCUUCAGCACGCCGGGAUGAGAAGAGCUGGACAUAACACACACUGCUGAGGACAGGAGUCUGAACCAUCAGUGUGCGAAAACAAAGUGCUGCUUCAGGACGAGCUCAGGGUCUCAAACACACACACACACACACACACACACAGCACUGAGGAGGGAAAAAACAAGCAGAUGUAGCAUUGACACAUCAAUUUGUGACGACACACUCCUGUAUGCCUCUUUAUUGUACAUCGAGUACACUACAUAGGACGUAGAGGUGAAUAUGUUAAACCUGAUGUCCAGACAGGAUGGAGCAUUUACACAAAGAGUCAGAGCCGAAUCUGAAUGUCUAUUCUUACAGGACAGAAAUGUGUGCUACAUGGAGUAUGAUAAUAAAGCUAGUACUUUCACUCAGUGUGAUGUGCUUCCACAGAGAGAGGAGGACAACAAAAUGGCAGCUUCCUAUUGCACAUAAACUCUACAGCCAAAAGUCUGUGACACCUGAAAUCAUGUCCAGGUCUUUGCUGAUGUCAUAAUCAUGUAACAUCAUCGAUUAACAAGACCUAAACAUUCUUCAUGUUGCUCAACACUGGAGCAUUAUAAAAACAGCCCUCCUGAACGUCCAGAAUCACACGUGUUGUUUUUUUUUUUUUUUGGGGG
Messenger RNA from Neoarius graeffei (lesser salmon catfish), 3066 nucleotides. RefSeq names its product Ras association domain family member 1 (gene rassf1). The record is from RefSeq and is a predicted model, not a curated record. Gene Ontology annotation, biological process: Ras protein signal transduction. Lineage: Eukaryota; Metazoa; Chordata; Actinopteri; Siluriformes; Ariidae. The coding region runs from base 1196 to 2449 and encodes 417 amino acids. The transcript is spliced from 7 exons. Gene Ontology annotation, cellular component: nucleus; microtubule cytoskeleton.